Messenger RNA from Eremomyces bilateralis CBS 781.70, 2379 nucleotides. RefSeq lists its product as uncharacterized. The record is from RefSeq and is a predicted model, not a curated record. NCBI's taxonomy places the organism in Eukaryota, Fungi, Ascomycota, Dothideomycetes, Eremomycetales, Eremomycetaceae. Bases 1 to 2379 code for a protein of 792 amino acids. Gene Ontology annotation, biological process: protein quality control for misfolded or incompletely synthesized proteins; glycoprotein catabolic process; protein deglycosylation. The transcript is spliced from 5 exons. Gene Ontology annotation, molecular function: peptide-N4-(N-acetyl-beta-glucosaminyl)asparagine amidase activity; carbohydrate binding. Gene Ontology annotation, cellular component: nucleus; cytosol.
AUGAGCAGAGAGCUUGCUUAUAAUAUUCCGAUUUUCGCCUCUUUCGUUCUGGCUGGAUUGGUUAUUAUUGCAGUUGUCGGUCCACCUACUUUUGCAACCGACGGCCUCGUUUAUCUUGAGCCGCUGGCUGUGAGCCUGGAACAAGGAAAUGUCUUCGCUGGCGCGACUCUGCCAUUCGGAAUGGUUAAGGCUGUGGCUGACAUGGACGGAGCAAACGAUAACUGCAUCACCGGUUUCUCGGCAUUCCAUGGUGCGGGUGUCGGACCUCCGAUGUCCAUGGCGAACUUUCCUCUCUUUCCUUUCGAUGGAUGUAUAGCCGGCGAUAUCGAGAAAUGCGAUUUUUCGAAGCAUCAUCGCCGUGUGAAUUACUAUCCAGACACAAUCCAAGCUAUUCCUGGAUAUUUUUCCGUGACCCUUGCAUCCGGGAUUCGCGUCGAUAUGACGGCUACUGCACAUGCGGCUCUCUUCUGUUUCAUGUUCCCUACAGUAUCUGAUCAUGGCGGACCCAAUCAUCUGGUGAUCCAGCUGGAUUUGAGCGACCUAUCUGGUUCCUGUCAAGGCAAUUCCAUGAUAUCGGUAUCAAACCAAAAUUUACCACGGUUAACUGGCCUAGGAGAGUUCAUAUCCCGUCUCGGAGCUCGCAAAUAUACCGUCUAUUUCUGUGCAGACUUCCGCCCCCCUGAUCUAGUCCGGAUCCGAGGUUUUGGAACUUAUUUCGGCUCAGUCACUACUCCCAGGGCCCGUAAUCUGACCAUACUUCAAGACUCAAAUGGCGCGGCUCCCCCCGGUGGUGGUUGGGUACAUUUUGAGAGUCCAAGGCAUGAGCCGAUCUCAGUGAGAAUGGGAUUAAGCUUCCUCAGCCAAGCGAAAGCAUGCGAGGAUGCCGAGACGGAGAUUCCAGAAUUCAACUUUGAUGUUGCGCACGGUGCUGCGAUGGAUACUUGGACGAUGAAGCUGGAUACGAUCUAUGUAGACGACAAGGGAGUCGAUGGAUCGUUACUAAGGAUUUUCUGGCUUGGAAUCUACAGUGCCUUUGUGAACCCGCAGAAGUACAGCGAAGUUACGACCUUAGCGGUAGCCAGUCCGGAUCCCAAACCUUAUUUCGAUUCAUUCUGCUUAUCGGUUUCCUAUUCGACUCAUCUUUCUCUGUUGACGAUUCUCGAUCCCGAGGAAACAGCUGGAAUUAUCCAGAGCGUGCUAGAUAUGUACAGCGAAGAAGGCUGGCUGCCUGAUUGUCAUAUGAGUCUUUCUUUGGGCUGCACGCACAGCGGAUAUGGUGCCGACAUUGUUUUAGUUGACGGCUUCCUAAAGGAACCUCGCAACGGGAUUGACUUCAAGACUGGAUACGCUGCGAUUGAUUCCGAACACAAUAUAUUGCUUGGUUCCUCGCGAGGCAUAUCCAAAACACUCGCAUAUAGCUACAGGGACUUCAUUAUCGCACAGUUUGCGAGAGAAAGGGGGCACCUUGAAGACUACGAGCGGUAUCUCCAAAGGAGCACGUACUGGAUAAACUUGUUCGAACCUAACCAGACGUCGACCACCCACCUGUCUACUACUGGGUUUCUGGGGUUCUUCCAGCCCAGAUACCGCAAUGGGACCUGGUGCUAUACGGAUCCUGACCGUCUCUGGAAAUAUUCAUUCUACGUUCCUCAUGACCAAGCGGCUCUCAUCGCCUUGCUAGGUGGUCCCAAGCAAUUCGUCCGUCGCCUCGGCUACGCUCAUGACUCCAAACUCAUGACUAUGGACAGCGCAGCGUCGUUUCUCUCAGUCUUCCAGUACCAUUAUGCAGGGCGUCCAGCCCUUUCAUCGAAGCGGGCACACCACUACAUCCCUCGUGCCUUUUCUCUGGAGCCUAGUGAACUUCCAUGGGGAGGGUCCACAACCGCCAUCGGCAGUUUUGUGGUCCUAACAAUGAUCGGACUAUUUCCCAACGCAGGACAAGAUGUCUAUCUAAUCAUUCCUCCGUUCUUUCGAGAAGUUGCGAUUACGAAUCCGAUUACGAGAAAUGUAUCGGCGGUCAGGAACAUCAACUUCGACCCGACUUACAAGAAUAUCUACAUCCAGAAAGCGACUCUGAAGGCGUUGAAGGGCCCUUUCCCCUGCGUCCUCAACAUCUCGGCCAACGCCGUCCUCGAUUCCGGCUCCCACCGUUUCCUAUCCUCCUCCGUCCACCCGACCUUCAUCGCCUCAAAGAACUUCCACUUAAACAUGUCCACCAGCUCCUCCAAAUCAUUCGUCGGGCAGUCGGUCUCGACGAAGUACUCUUUUAUUUCCCCCGUAAACCCCGCCUCCUUCAACGCCUCCACCAUUUUGCCCUUCUCCAACCACGGGUUGAUCCCCUCCUGCCAUAACGGCAAGUCUGGCCGGAUCGCCCGCUGA